GUAUGGGCUACCAUGUUACCUCGGAACACACUGUUGUAACGGAUUUUCUGACGUCAUUGACAUGCCCCCAAAUUUAGGCAAGUCCACACACACACACACGCGCACACACACACACUUAAAUACACACUGCGGCUGCAUCGAUUUCUCAGCCAUACGAGACAUAUCACACUCUCACAUAAUCCAUUGGACUUUUGCAGAUAUUUUCCAAGCAAGCGAGCACACAGACACACUAGGCCGUAGGCAUACAGGAACAGAAAUUCUCACGAUAUGAACCGACGUCACACAAGUUGGUACCCAGCACACAUCAACAACAUCCCAACAAUAAUCCCCGUAAAGGAAAAGAUACCACAUGGAAAUUGAAGUCGUGAAAGAAUUGCCUACAUACAUGUUCCAGUACCGGAUGCUUCAUUAAAACCGUGAAACAAUAUUUAAAGCUUGCCGACUGCGUGCUUUUCACUCGUGUAUGUCACAGACCUACACAUCAUUCUAGGACGUGGGUGGGUAUAGCGCAAACUCAAAGAGAGGGCGCGUAAACUGAACUCUCCAAGCUGACGCACACCCUCCCUCAGCAGGUCAGAGGAGCAUAAACAGAAAGGGCUAUCGAUGUGCUUGGAAUGAUCCUCCCUUAACAGAUGCAAAACUUUGAAAAGGGGAAUUGGUAAAGUGUCUCAUUGGUAGUUGCCAAUACUGCCGAUUGAGUAGGCUGACUAGAAAAUCGGUUAUCAACUAGCAUUUUACAUUAGUCGUACGUUUCCUUGCGGGUUGUUUAAGACAUUUCCAUUCUAGUUUGACUAAGUGACAAGUCUUUUUGGCUUUUGACGCAUGACGUAGCUAUAGGUAUUGUCACCCUGGGUCUGAUUUGACAGUUCACCCAGACGCGGCUCCUCCAGUGAUGGGACAGAUGUGGACGCUAACAAUGGCGAAGACACUCAACUUUCUCACGGGAAUAUUCAUAGUUUGGCUUUGUUUAUUAAGCCAGGUUGAGUCGAAGCCUGCUAAUGGGGUCUACUAUGUAAACGUCCUGGGCAUGCCCUCUCCAGAGGAGAGAGUGCCUGUCAACAUGUUGUCAACCAGACGCAGGUGGCGGAGGUUUGUGUCCAAUCCCAAGCCUGUGGUCCCCAACUGGACCAAUGACAAGAGAGGACACUACCGCGAUCAGGAUGGGGCGGAGCCAGACCCUGACUUACUGACUGAGGCAGGGCACGACAACAGCACCAAAAUAGAAGACAUGGACCACAGCUACUACACAUCAAAGAUCUACAGCCCUGCAGACGCGGCGGGCAGAGAACUGUGGGUGGACGUGGUGGACAUGGACCAGGGCAGAGGGAAGGUCCACGGGGUGCUGUCCAGCACACACAGACAGGCAGCGAGAGUGAAGCUGUCCUUCGAUUUUCCUUUCUAUGGACACAUACUACGAGAAAUCACAGUGGCAACUGGAGGUUUCAUCUAUACUGGAGAUGUCAUCCACAAGAUGCUGACCGCCACACAGUACAUCGCCCCCCUCAUGGCCAACUUUGACCCCAGCCUGUCAACCAACUCCACCGUCUUCUACUUUGACAACGGCACAGCGCUGGUGGUGCAGUGGGACCGGGUUCACCUCCAGGACAGUUUCAGCUUGGGGACCUUCACCUUCCAGACCACUCUCCACCAGGAUGGCAGAAUCAUCUUUGCCUACAGAGAGGUUCCCAUAGACAUCAGUGGGAUCAGUGCUGUGAAUCACCCGGUCAAGGUUGGCCUGUCAGAUGCCUUUGUGGUGCUCCAUGAGAUUGAGCAGCUCCCUAAUGUUCGCAGAAGAACCAUCUACGAGUAUCACAAAGUAGACAUCCUUAAGUCCAAGAUCUCCAACUCUACCGCAGUGGAGAUGCUGCCUCACCCCACCUGUCUACAGUUCUCAAGCUGUGGUUCGUGCGUUACAUCUCAGAUUGGUUUCAACUGCUCCUGGUGUCGCCGCCUACAGAGAUGCUCCAGUGGGUUUGACAGGAACCGUCAGGAGUGGGUAGACCAGGGCUGUCUAGAGGAGAGAAAGGACCAGAUCUGUGUCCAGGCGGUGAACAUAACACUCGGCGCAUCUCAAAGCCUCGCCAUGACAACCACUCCCAUUGCCACCACAACAGUGGAGCAACGGACCACAACCUCUGUCCCCGUGACAACGAUUGCCACCACUACCACCACUGCUAAAAUCACAACCACUUCGACCUUCUCCUCUCCUCCCCCCUUCACCAGCAGUCCUACAGGGGAUGAAACAAAGCUUUCCCUGCACACACCAGAGGAACUACCUACCGUGCAGAAUGAGGAGGAGGAGGCGAAAGAGGAGGCGAAAGAGGAGGCGAAAGAGGAGGAGGCGAAAGAGGAGGAGAAGAAAGAGGAGGAGAAGAAAGAGGAGAAAGAGGAGGAGGAGGAGAGCACGGAGGAGCAGAGUGAGGUCAGGUUACAAACUGGUCUCCUGGUGGGCAUCGUCUUGGUAAUGGUUGCCAUGGCAACAGCCGUCCUCAUGACCGUCUAUAUGUACAACCACCCCACCUCCACCAUCAGCCUGUUCUUCAUAGAGAGGAGGCCCACCCGCUGGCCGGUGAUGAAGUUCCGUCGGGGGUCUGGGAACCCUUCGUAUGCAGAGGUGGAGGCGGUGGGGCAGGAGGUGGAGGCCGUGGGGCAAGAGAAAGGCAGCGUGGUGGUCAUCGAGCCCAGACAGGCCUUCAUCAUAACAGACCGCCGAGAGAGCUACAACUUGACUGACCACAGGGAUGGCUUCAUUGUCCCCGACCAGAGGGAGUGUUUCCUGGUUACCGACCAGUGCUGACAGCAACAGGAACUACAGUUCCCAAGAGGCUCUGUGGUAACUAGAACUGGUGCACUACGAUACAAAAAUAACCGGAUGCAAACUAAGAGGAUUGACACAGAACAUUUAUACAGCAUAGCAUGAUGACUUUGGGAUUAAACAUUCAGAUGGGGAAAAUCUGAAUAUAACUGUGAUUUUUUUACUUUCAUCUAAAAUAUGCAACACGGACAAUUAACAUACCAUAUAAACUGUCAUCUUCGGCCCUUGUUGAAGCUUAACUGUCCCUCUAAACCACCCAGUUUAGACACUACCUCAUCCUCAGUUUGAUGGUCCUCGUUUGAAUCUAUCUUCCCCUAUCUGGGAUCCUGCUUCUGUCUUCGAAGCCUUCACAGGACAGUUUGUCAUGUAGAUCUCGGUAGCUGACUUGUGUGCAAAUCUGCUUUUAUAUGCUGGCAUUUAAUCACCAGAUGUGUGUAAUGAUGCACAGGGCUUUUAUUAUAUGUUAAUAACGCCAAAUGAAUCAAAAUUAACUUUACAUUUUUUACAUUUAAUUUAAUCUUAAAAUAAACUUCAAAUAAAAACUGCUCUUGGAUUUCACGGUGAUGAAGUACUGACUCUACGUCGACCCCAUAAUGUCCGGCAAACUAUAUUUACCCACAAUUCUUAAGCUCACGUCCAAGGAUGAAUGAGGCCUUCUUCUGUGUAAAAGAAUGUCAAACAAGGGUGCCAUUUCCUAUGUCUAACAACCCUCAGCAUGCUUUAAGAUCUUAAAUCUAUUUUACAUUCAAGGUUAAGGGUUUGACAUAGUCCUCAGUGAUUUUGUUUUACUCAUACUUAAGGAAGCAAUUUUAUACCAACACUUGUUUUUGAUGAUUCUUUGCAGCAAAGUGAUUGACAGAAGAUGUUCCAGAAUUAAAGUAUUUUAUUGUUAUCCAAUUACACAUAAACCAUAACAUGUAUUUUCA
Molecule: messenger RNA, 3741 nt
Organism: Osmerus eperlanus (European smelt)
Lineage: Eukaryota; Metazoa; Chordata; Actinopteri; Osmeriformes; Osmeridae
Gene: plxdc2a
Product: plexin domain containing 2a
Exons: 14
Coding region: 893-2797 (634 amino acids)
Source: RefSeq, a predicted model, not a curated record